GUCCGGCGCCUGGAGCAGCACCACGCCCAGCUCCUCCGCAGGGACCGCUUCAAGGUGCUCAUCUUCCAGGAGGAAAAUGAGAUCCCUGCCAGUGUUUUUGCAAAAGAGCCUAUUCCCAGCAUUACAGAAGGAAAAGAGGAGCCCGCGGAUGAGAACAAAACACUGGAAGAAACCUUGCACACCGUGGAGUUGGGUUCCGAUGAUGAAAUGUUCCACGAGGAUGAUGAUGUGGAUGACAGCGCAGAGGAGAAAACAGAAGAAUCGAGAGCUGAGAAAAUUAAGAGAUCUAGCCUCAAGAAGGUAGACAGCCUCAAGAAAGCAUUUUCUCGGCAAAACAUCGAGAAGAAGAUGAACAAGAUCAGCACAAAGAUUGUCUCGCCUGAACGGAGAGAAAAGAUCAAGAAAACCCUUACUGUACAUCAUCAGAAAUCCUCUUCUUCAAAGAGUUCGGGUUUCAAAGUGUCUCCUCUGACGUUCAAUGUGAAGAAAGCCCGUGAAGGAGAAAGCCCUGCUGACGCCGAGGACAGAGCAACAGAAGCUACAAGCAACGAGCAGGCUGAGAACGAGGACGAGGUGUCGUUCGCCGACACGCACUCAGACGUGACCCCUACCACCUCGCUGACCCAGGAGGGCAAAGCAGCAGCUGAUGCCCUGCAGAAGGAAGGCAGAGUGGAAGGGAACGCCGUGAUGAACAACAUCGAGCUGUCCAUCGUUGAAGACGACGAAGAGUAUGGGAUGCCUCUAGAAGUUUCCAGCCAGAAACUGUAUGAUGAGAGAAACAAGCCAGUCGGCGGGGAAACGGAACAAUCUGAUGAAGAAACCACCCAAGCAGCUGUCCUGCAGAUAGACCAAACGGCGUAA
Molecule: messenger RNA, 861 nt
Organism: Merops nubicus (carmine bee-eater)
Lineage: Eukaryota; Metazoa; Chordata; Aves; Coraciiformes; Meropidae
Gene: CAVIN2
Product: serum deprivation response
Exons: 2
Cellular component (GO): caveola; cytoplasm
Molecular function (GO): protein kinase C binding
Source: RefSeq, a predicted model, not a curated record